This is a messenger RNA of Protopolystoma xenopodis, 258 nucleotides long. The record is from the annotation of a GenBank genome assembly. Lineage: Eukaryota; Metazoa; Platyhelminthes; Monogenea; Polystomatidea; Polystomatidae.
AUGGUUAAGCACAUUGAUGACGUCUUCCAAGGACCACAGGAGUUCAUCGCUACCGGACUGGAGCGUCUUCGACCCAUUCAGUCUAUGCAGUCUAUAUAUUCCCAUACGUAUCCACAGAAGGUAGUCGGCUUUGGGGAGUCAAAUGGUCAACCCUCUGAUAUACUGGCUCUUGGAUCUAUAGUCAGACCAGCCAAAGGCAACUUGGCCCGAGCCAGAGCUCUGGCUGUAGCUCCAAAGCUAGCGCCUCUGUGGAGUCCG